AUGAGGCGCGCAUCACUUUCGGCCGUACUGGCGACAACUCUGGAACUGGCAUCACUUGCAAGUGCCCUCCCACAUGGUGACGAUGACAUGCACAUGGGGGGUGGGAAUCCCACAGCAUCACUUAGUCCCCAACUAUCUGCAACUGCACAAGCUAGCAGUGAUAAUUCACCCAUGAGCUACUUUGGCUAUGGGAAACACACUGGCACAAUCGUCGCUCAUAUCGCCCUCAUGAUUUUAGCAUGGUGCUUCGUUCUUCCUGCAGGUGUCAUGCUCAGUGUUGCCCACUCGCGUCUUGCACUGCCAACGCAACUUCUCUUCCUCAUCGUCAACGCGUUCGGAAUGCUGCUUGGAAUCAUCUACAAUCACCAAACUCCCGACCUGUACCCCAACAAUGCUCAUCAUAAUAUCGGCUGGAUCGCGUCGAGCGUCGCCUGUGCUCAGGUCAUUAUGUCUUUGAUUUUCACCUACACCGGACGAGGUGAAGCCAAUGUCACCGCAUCUGAGCGUGCAACAUUCAUUCCCGUGUCCAGGGAUUCCCAUCCGAGAAGUGCAUUUCACAGCUGUACUGGCCAGGACACGGACCGUGACUCCAUCCACAGUGGGCCUUCAUCGGCUACUUGCGAUUCGCCGUCCGCAGACUCCGUCGACUUUGACAAGCCAGAGGAUGACUUGCAUGGUGGAAAGCCUGCUGGCUCUGGCCGCUGGUUUCGCAUCACGUUCGUUGACUGCUUCUUGGCCAAUCGCGUACCGGAAAUGAUGUCACGUCGUAUCUUGGGGAUUUUGAACGUGGUUUACAUGGUUGUUGACAGAAUCAUCUUGCCGUUUGGAUUCGUUGCCAUUGCAACGGGCGGUGCGACGUAUGGCGGCAUCAUGAGAGGCAUCAAAAUCUUCAACGGACUGGCGCACUUCAUCAAAGGCGGGAUCUUCUUCUGGUACGGUCUGUUGACGCUAGGGCGAUGGAUGGGCUGCUGGUCCGACUUGGGCUGGUCCUGGAACGUCAAGCCUGCUGCUAAGAUUGUGGGCAAGACGAAGGCAAGAGUCCCUUCGGCUGAAUUUGUCGAAUCUUUGGUGAUCUUUCUCUAUGGAAUCACAAAUGUGUUCCUGGAACAUCUGUCGGGUUGGGGUGGUGCAUGGACGGCCCGGGAUUUGGAGCAUGUGUCUAUUUCAAUUUUAUUCUUGGGUGGUGGAUUGUGUGGUAUGCUUUUCGAAUCCAAACGCGUCAAGAAGUGGGUCAACAGCACCGUCCUGCAAUACCCUCAGUUUGCAGCCCAUAAACAUGCUGAAUCGGUCUGGCACGUUCCCACUUCGCAAACGGUGUCGCUCAACCCGAUGCCCGCCCUGGUCAUCCUCCUCCUAGGCACUAUGAUGGCAUCGCAUCAUCAAGACUCGAUGACUUCGUCCAUGGUCCAUCAGCAAUGGGGAAAUCUCUUGACCGGGUUUGCCGUCUCUAGAAUUUUGACCUAUGUCAUUCUAUUCUUGAAGCCCCCAACUUCGUACCUACCGUCUCGUCCACCUACUGAGGUUCUUGCUUCGUUCUGUUUGGUGGGUGGUGGUGUCAUUUUUAUGAUGAGUACGAGAGAUAUUGUCGAAACUAUGAUCUGCUACGAAAUCGACUCCAUGUUCACCAUGACCGUGGGAAUGGGGUUCACGGGAUUUUUAAUGGCGUGGGAGAUUCUGGUUAUUGCUAUCAAAGCGUGGGCAAUGAGAAGGGAGAUGGCUCCGCGACUGGCCCCGUUUAUUUCCGAUUUAAGUUUCCAGUGA
Molecule: messenger RNA, 1761 nt
Organism: Aspergillus ibericus CBS 121593
Lineage: Eukaryota; Fungi; Ascomycota; Eurotiomycetes; Eurotiales; Aspergillaceae
Product: Ytp1 family protein
Exons: 5
Coding region: 1-1761 (586 amino acids)
Source: RefSeq, a predicted model, not a curated record